AAUAUUACUCUCUUUUUAACGUUGGUCACUGCUCGGCUCGUGAGUCUGUCGUCUGUCCGAAUAUAUUGACCUCAUAUCGCUUGUCUCAUUCGUUUUCUCUCUCUCUCCCAAGCAAUAAAGUAAUCUAUAAUUUCAAGCGACAUAUACAUUGAAGCACUUUAUACUAAAUAAUUGAUCAUAUGUAUAUUUUUUUUUAUGUAUAGCAAUGUAUAAUAUAUGUAAGCUCUAAAAAUACGUACUGCAGUACUGUAUAUGUACCUUAUAUUUCAUGUGAUCAUGAUGACUUGGCAUAGAGGAGAUAUAGUAAUCGACAAAAAAUUCGUAAAUAGCAAGAAAGUGUCAAGCAGAAGCGGACAACUGCCAUUUUUCGAGCCAAAAUAAAAUAUUAUGGCAUCCUAAAAACAUAAUAGUAUGGCGCCACAUAAUAGAUCGAUUACUCACAUCCCCCAAAUAUUGAAAAAUAAUAUAUGGUACAAAACAAAUUGAGUGUCUACCUCCACAUCUUACAAUAACUUUCUUGAGCCAAAUAAAUAUAAACAAGUGAUUUAACACAAAUUCAAUUUUAAUCUAAAAUAAAAUCAAAUAACCAAACACAACAAAAUACAUCCCUAUACAACAAGCAGACCAAAACCAACUAAUUACAUGUGAGUAAGGGUAUAUUAUGUAAUUUAAAGCUCACUUUGAGGUAGCUUCUUAAUUAUAUUGCAAAACACUCUCUACUCUUCACUUCAGCGUAUUUUUAAUUUCUAUAAAAGCUAUAAAGGAUAACCUAUUGUAAACACAAUUGUGUUUCUAUUCCUUCAAACACUGUACACAAUAGCAACAACAACAUGGUCGCAAAAAUAUCAGUGAGAAUGCUCCUCUUUCUGCUGUUAAUCCAAGUACACCAGCCACCAAAAUCAAGAUGCCAAACAGAGGUUCCAAGCCAAAGCCAAGAAAAAGAACCUUGAGUCUACUAAGAAAAUUAUUGGAUCUAACUCACCUUAACAAAACUGGCUUGUUAAAAGAGAAUUUCUCACUUUAUUAAAUAGAUCGAGUAUAUAUCACCAGUAAAUGUGGACUCUAAUACGUUCCCUCCCGCACAACAUGAACCAUAUUGUCAAACAAUUAUGAAUAAAUCGACAUUGGCGACAUCCAACAUUACCAAAUUAUGCCCUCUCUGAUACCAUGUUAGAAUAUUAACAUUGCAAUAUCAGUUGGUUGUUAGGAUUAGUUACACAACCUCUUUCUGUUAUAUUGUUACACCUGUAACCUUAUCUUUUCUUGGCUACUAAGUGCUAUAUAAACUCAAUCCCUCAUUUGUAUUCAAUUAGACAAUCAGAGCAAUAAUAAUUCUCUUCCUCUGUUUUCUCUCUCUCUCUCUCUAUAAUUCUCAUAUGGUAUCAGAAGACACCUUGCCCACCGCUUCCAUGGCAAGGCCCACAACUCGAUCACAAGAUGGUGCUCCUCCAUCAAUGGCUGAUCAAACAAUAGCUGAGAUCAAUUCUGAUCAUCCUCCAGCUCCCAAUCACAAUUCCUCAGCAGUUCCUCGGCGACAUCAACAGGUUUCUAACCAGAAUCAAGAACCUGAUCUGGUUCCAAAUCAAGAAACCUCCGCCACUGCUGCAGAUAACAAUACAAUAAUUCCUGCUGUUCGCGAUCUCACCGAAGAUCACUCAAGCCCGUUCUUCCUAAGCACGGGAGAUCAUCCUGGUUUGGUCCUUGUUUUGACUGUCCUCACUGGAACUAAUUACCAAGCAUGGAAAAGAGGGAUAACGAUGGCUUUGACUGCCAAGAACAAGAUCGCAUUCAUCAAUGGCAGUCUCCCUCGACCUGAAACUAGUAAUUUUUCCCUUAAUUCUUGGCUUCGUUGUAACAACAUGGUUAUGUCCUGGUUAGUGAAUUCUGUUUCUCCUGAAAUAGCUCAAUCGAUCAUGUAUUUUGACCUAGCCACUGACAUGUGGAAUGAUCUGGCCGAUCGUUUCAAUGAGGGAAAUGGUCCUCGCAUUUUCCAACUCCAAACCCAAUUAACCCGAUUACAACAGGGUGAUCUUUCUGUUUCAUCAUACUUCACAAAACUUAAGUCCAUUUGGGAUGAGUUGAAAGAAUUUCAACCCAUUACCUCUUGCACUUGUGGAGCCAUGAAUUUUUUUUUUUUGGAUUACUAUAACCAAAACCGAGUUCUUCAGUUUUUAACUGGUUUAAAUGAGUCUUUCGCUUCAGUUCGAGCUCAAAUUUUGCUCAAUGAACCACUCCCCAAUUUGUCUCGAGUCUUUGCCAUGAUAAUCCAAGAAGAACGCCAAAGGUCUCUUGGUUCUGUGGAAGUCCCUUUAGCUGUUGCUUCCAGCUCUAAUAAUCCACCAAGAAACAAGAAACCACGCCCUUCUUGCUCGAAUUGUGGCAAACCUGGUCACUUGGUCGACAAAUGUUAUUUUCUACAUGGGUUUCCCCCCGGUUAUGGUGACAAAAAGAAGCAAGAAAAGAACAAAGGCAAAGCCAAUCUUGCUUCCUGCACCAAUGAAAAAUCUGAUGCAGAGACUUCCUCACUCAACAAUGAUAUCUCCACCAGAUGCCAACAAUUGAUUUCAUUGCUCAGCCAACAACUCAGCAAUAAUACCAAUCCUGAACCUACUGUCAUCACACCAGCUGCAUCAAAUUUUGCAGGAUCCUAUCCGGAAUGUGGUGAUUGGAAUUGCUAGAAAGCAUGGAAAACUUAACCUGCUGCAACAAAGCUACCCUACUGCUGCAACUUUUUCUGUUGUUUCUUUCAAAAAUAAAACUGUAAACCAAUGGCACAAUCGCCUUGGUCAUCCAUCUUUGUCAAUUACAAACUUGUUCAAUAAAGAGAAUAAUAUUUCAUCUC
Messenger RNA from Cannabis sativa, 2842 nucleotides. RefSeq lists its product as uncharacterized. Bases 1377 to 2678 code for a protein of 433 amino acids. The transcript has 2 exons. Gene Ontology annotation, molecular function: nucleic acid binding; zinc ion binding. The record is from RefSeq and is a predicted model, not a curated record. Lineage: Eukaryota; Viridiplantae; Streptophyta; Magnoliopsida; Rosales; Cannabaceae.